This is a messenger RNA of Cynoglossus semilaevis (tongue sole), 5238 nucleotides long. RefSeq names its product modulator of smoothened a (gene mosmoa). The record is from RefSeq and is a predicted model, not a curated record. Lineage: Eukaryota; Metazoa; Chordata; Actinopteri; Pleuronectiformes; Cynoglossidae. Gene Ontology annotation, cellular component: Golgi apparatus; ciliary membrane. The coding region runs from base 1314 to 1970 and encodes 218 amino acids. Gene Ontology annotation, biological process: negative regulation of smoothened signaling pathway. The transcript is spliced from 3 exons.
AAAUGGGCCACAGAUUAGUUUCAUAACAAGAUGACCACUGAUCAAUCCACGGUGGUGAUGAUGGUCUUUCUUUUGUUCUCUGUGUGUACAAGGCAUUUUUCUUAGUACUGUAGAUCAGGUCAUUUUAACGACAAGGUAUAGGCGUGUGUCGUUUGUGUUCAUAUGUGGCCCAGUGAUGACCUUAUCUUCACCCACUGACUGCAGGCAUUUACCCCAUCAACGUACAGGACCCCAACAAGGGAUUUAAGUGGUAGAAGAUGGAUAGAUGAACAUCUUGACUUUAAAAAGUGCAAAUCUUCAAGACAUUGUCAUCUGACCUGGGGGCCUUCUGAAAACCAAUUUUCCAGCUGAUAUUAAAUAAACAGCACUAAUUCUUUUAUAAAUGACUAUGUGCUCAUAAAUCCAUGACUUAUUUCUUGUAUUUCUAUUCCUAUGUCUUCCAAUGGAAGUCGAAUGUGAAAUGUUUUAUAUCAGCUCUUUAACAUUUGGGGUUUAUUUGUUUUUUAUGCCAAAUAUCGCGAGGAAUCAACCAUUCUCUCCCACCAAAACGUGACUUGUGUGUGGGUGCGUGACGCUGCGUGGGGGUGUUCGCCUGAUGUCAUUUGGCAGAAAAGGAGGCUGAGCUAACGGUGGGCAUAAGGCUGAAAAGCACAACAAUAACGCCGUUGCUUCACAAUUUUUACUGAGACUCAACCUAUCCUUUUUGGAAUUAAAAACCCGCAGUCUGACUCCCUGCUGCACAUCGGACAGAAGAAGGAGGUGUUGAGGGAGGAGGAGGAGGAGGAGAAGCUAACGGACUGGAAGUACCAGAUGCUAUUCCAGCGGCGGAGGACGGAUAAACUAGGGACGGUGAUGGGUUCUCGUUUUCCUCACGGGUAAUUGUGGAAACAUUUGUUGGAAAAUAGAGAAGCCCUGAAUCUUAAAAGCGAGCGGGCGUUGUAUUCUUCUUCUUCUGUGCCUCCGCUCCGGUGACAUUUUCUCUGAAAUGGUAACGCAGCCUCGGUGUUGGCCGUCGAGCAGCUUCUGGGCCGCAGCUCGGCUGACCGAGCCCGAAUCUGGGAAGUAGCUAGUUAGCUAGCUGUCCGCUAGCCGCAGCUGUGCCUGAUGCUGCUGUCGCUGGUGCGGCUGUUGCUGCUGCUACACGGAACCGACAGACAGCACGGUGUCGAGGCUUGGCGCUGAGAGAGCCUUUGUUUCACAUUCCUGGACUACAAUGGGCGUCUGAGAUGUGAUGCUUUUGUGUUUCGUGUUUGAGCCUUUCGUAGCUGGAGGCUCUCGCCUGCUCGACGCUAAGGGGCUAACGUCGCUGCAAAAUGCACAGCGGAACCACAACAGCAGGCUCCUGCGUAAGGGGGCGAGGUUGGACAGAUAACAGCCCAGCUUGUGGCUCCCAACUCCCGGGAUCACGCUUGGACAACGGCCGACCUCCACCGCUCUCAUCGAUCACCGCGUUAUCACCCGGCGACAUGGAUAAACUAACGAUCAUUUCAGGCUGCCUGUUUCUGGCAGCAGAUAUUUUUGCAAUAGCCAGUAUUGCAAACCCAGACUGGAUCAACACUGGUGAAUCAGCAGGUGCCCUCACAGUGGGUCUAGUCAGGCAAUGCCAGACCAUCCACGGACGAGACAGGACCUGCAUCCCACCACGGCUGCCCCCGGAGUGGGUCACCACCCUUUUCUUCAUCAUCAUGGGCAUCAUCUCCCUCACUGUCACCUGUGGACUGCUCGUGGCAUCGCACUGGCGCAGAGAGGCGACAAAAUACGCCCGCUGGAUCGCCUUCACUGGCAUGAUCCUCUUCUGUAUGGCGGCGCUCAUCUUCCCUAUAGGCUUCUACAUCAACGAGGUGGGGGGUCAGCCGUACAAGCUGCCCAACAACACGGUGGUCGGCUCCUCGUACGUCCUGUUUGUGCUCUCCAUCUUCUUCACCAUAGUGGGAUUGCUGUUCGCAGGCAAAGUUUGCCUCCCGGGCUGAGGACUGGACCGUGUCCGCCUCUGGACUGACUCAGGAGGCUGUUGAAGAUUUUACCGGGAAUUGCAAAAAAAAACACACAAUGACUGAAAAUCAAAGACGACAAACUCUUGACAGGAAGCCUGAAACGGGGAGUUUUUUUGCUCAUGUCAUGGGAAUGUGGCGCCUCCGAGUACAUACCUACUUUGAUAUGGAAACAAAGUAAUGAACAAAACACUACAGGGGACAUGGGCUAACAGAGGCGGUGGGUGAGAUAGAGGGCAGCUGAGACCGCCGCAGCCCUCUGGUAUAAAGUGUAACCGUCUCUCUCUGCCUCCCUCUAUUCUGGUUCGGGCAGAAAGGCCGUUUAAUGUGCCUCUGUCAUGGCAACGGUGACCACGAUGCUGGCGCACAUUACCCGAGGACCACUACAGCCACUUCUCUACUUGUCUGCCCACUCCGCCGCUCUCAGCACACAUCUGCACCAUCACCACCGACCCGUUGCUAUUUUUGGCUCCUCUUAGCUAUUUCAGUUGUGUGUUUUUCUGUUGUUGUACAUUUUGUUUGUUUUUGUUUUAUAAUUCUUCCUGCCUCCUUUUCACUGAAGUAGAGUGAGCGCAACUGAGGUUUACUGAACCAAACCGUUGAGGGAUUUUUGGCAGGACGGUCUCUGCCCACUUGGCUUCAGAGCGAGGGUUUAUUCUCUCCUGCUGCACCGUCACACAGUCUCAGGUGUGUGCACUGGAGACAGCAGCUGUGGUCCAGCUCUCAGCUUGAAACACAGGCUGCUGUGGACGAAAGGUCGGUGCUGGUGAGCCGCCUCUCUGUCCUCACCCGACUCCAGCCCAGGAGCAGGUGGCAGCGAGAGAUGACCGGUGGGCAGCAGAAUGGGUCAAGUACAAUUAAGGAGAAUGCCACUCAAUGUGAGACAUUACAUACAAUAUUUACACUUGCAGGCCGCUUCAAUAGCAACUAUCUAAUCAGCCAAUCACAUGGCAGUAACUACCAGGCUUUAUGUAUAAAACUAGAUGACUAAAAUAAGCUCUAACACAUGAUCUGCCAGACACACGCUUCUAGUCAAGUGUCUGCCUGAAUCAGUCAGCAGCACAGAGAACUAUGCACUUUUUGCACAGUCACAAAAGCAUUAAAAGCUAUUGGGCAACACCUUGGUGCAGUACAUUUUGGCUCCUGCAGGACUCCAGAACCAGAAGUUCUGCUGAUGUUGCCUACCAGCCAGCAACAUUUUAUCUUGAUAGCCAACAUCGAAACAACACUAACAAUAAAUGGGUGUCAGCUGAUUAGGUUUGCCGUUGUAGUAGCGAGCGAGCAAGAUGCUGUCCUUGCUCAGGCACAGAGGCGUAUGUAAUCAUCUGGCGACACUGCUUCAAAAAAGUGGCGUGUCAAGUACUGUAGAGCGCCAAGACCCUAAGACUCCUGCUUUUUUUAGAGUGUUGUGUCAGCCCAGCAGGAGGGUUUAGCUUGCUUGGUAACAUGUCACUGUGGUCAUGUCACUGUCUUCGAUUGACAAAAGACUCUGAGGUUAAUUAGCGCUGUGCUGGAUCACGUUGAGACUGACAUCCCAAGGGAAGUGAUCUUACAUAAUAAAAAGAAGGUAGAAAAUGAGUAAGUGUUAAGUGUUCUUCCAGUCGACAGGAUGGUUUACUGGAGAACAUUCUCUAAUCUUUAAAACACUAAGAAAACGUCAGCAGCAUUAAUACACCCAGUUAUGUCAUCUGAAUAUUUGUUUGUAAAGAGAAGUCUGUUAAGCUCCUCUACCAUAGCCCACUGGGUAGAUCCUCUUCUACUGCAUUAAUCUCCCUGUGACAUCAUCCUGCUGCGGUGUGAUUGGCUGGUCAGAUAUUUGAGACAGAACGCAGAAUUAUUUUUAAUGUUUUUGUCUGUAACGAAGUAACUGUGAAUUUAAAAGGACACAAUCCAAUCCAAUGUAAAUGUUACAUUAAGUUGAACCCACACAUAACAGCAAUAAAUAGAGAGGAUGAAAUAACGACAGUGAAAAAUGUGAAAAUAUGGUCAGAGUUGAUGGUAUUCUCCUUUAGUGUAUGAUGGGAAGGACAUGAGCCAGGAGCAUGAGCAUAUCUGUUGUUUUGUUUUUGUUUUGUUUUUCUAAUACAGUGAAGGCACUGGGACUGCAGGUCAGGUCCAUGCGUGGGGCUGGGCCUCAGUGUGCUGCUCUCAAUGUCUGUGGAUGGAACACACAUGCAAAUACACUCCACCUUAUCCAUAAUUAUUUCAGGCAGUAUUCCGGCGUAUUGUCAGUAAAAUGAAAUACUGAUUUUAGAAAUCAUUGAUAAACCUGAUCAAAAUGUAAAAAAAACAAAACAAACUAAAACACGGCCUAUAGAACAAACCCGUAAAAUGUUCAAGAAUAAAAAUGUCGGUAACAGCACACAGCUCUGUGAUCAACUAGUCUGGGGUAAUACUGCCACAGUCUUAUUAGAAAGCAGAUGUUGCAUUACAUCUGUAAUGAUAUUGUGAGCACAUUUAAAAGACUCGUGUCAUUAGGGUUUGUUUAUUUUAUUUCAUUUUUUUACUUCUGGGCUAUGUGUGGUGGAAAAUACUGCACAUCCACUUCAUCAAAAUGACAGUACUCAGUAUUAGAGUUCCUACGUCAGCAUACAAGCAGCUCACAUUUCAGAUGCUAUAAAUGUUUGUGCUACAUAUCAAGUAAAAAACAAAAUCAUAAAGCAGGAUUAUUUUGGCAAAAUUAUCAGUUAUUCCUGUUAAUAAUUUCUGCUCCAGUCACUGAACCAAAAAAAAAAUUCUUCUCAUCAACAUAAAAAUUCUCACUUAACUCAUUACCCGUAUUCAGCAGUUGUGUUCAGGGUGUGUGUGUGUUCAGUCAGUCACAGACUUCUGAGUUGCUGAGUCUUAAGACUUCUCGUUUGUACUGUUUCCUGCUCAGCUUUUCUUACUCUGUCUGACGGUGUAUUUUAAAUGAUUUGUGCACUCUGCGUUGCCCUGUCUUUGGGCGGUUUCCUUAUUGGGCCAUGACAUGUUUUUGUUGAAUAAUGUACAGACACAACAGAAAAGACAGGAUGUCAGUAUUAGAAAGCACUGUGCAUUCAGCAGUAUAGGUAACAGAAGUAGAAGCACCACAAAUGUAUAAAAAAGAGAACUUCUUACCUCAUUGUUUUUGUUUCUGUUUUUUUUUUUUCUCAAAUGGUGGCAAUGUGUGCCGUCUAAUUUGUCUCAUGCCUUGAUCAGAUGUCUACACAUAAAGCCUAUGAUCAUAGGGAAUUAUUUAUCACUGAAUAAAAAGAUGUAAAAACAA